Molecule: messenger RNA, 1569 nt
Organism: Penicillium riverlandense
Lineage: Eukaryota; Fungi; Ascomycota; Eurotiomycetes; Eurotiales; Aspergillaceae
Product: putative cyclin-dependent protein kinase complex component
Exons: 2
Coding region: 1-1569 (522 amino acids)
Biological process (GO): regulation of cyclin-dependent protein serine/threonine kinase activity
Cellular component (GO): nucleus; cyclin-dependent protein kinase holoenzyme complex
Molecular function (GO): cyclin-dependent protein serine/threonine kinase regulator activity; protein kinase binding
Source: RefSeq, a predicted model, not a curated record
AUGGGCUCCGUUAUCGUCAACCACGUGCCGCCGGAGUAUAUCGACAGCCAUUACAAGAUGGUAGGAGGGACGACCAACCCCUCUGAUUCCGUCUAUCGCCAUUCGCCGCACUCUUCGCAGACGCCGCUGCAGACUGCCCGCUCCAGGUCCGCCUCCUCUACCACCACCCCCACCUCGAUCAACGCCCCGCCGUCAACGUCCACUGUGGGCUCUGGUCGAAUUCCUGCGCAGUCGCAGAAUGAUUUGCCUGCCUACAUUAAUCAACAGACCCCUCCCGACGCUCUCGCACAGCCCACAUCAAACACCUCGUUCCAUCCACCUGCCUCGUCCAUGACCUCGACUCAGUCCGCUUAUGCCUACCCUUCACAUCCUUCCUCCUCCUCGACGUACGCCGCACAGCCUUCCCAGAGCAGCAGCUACGCGACCAGCAUGCCAGAUCCUAUGAAUACCGAGCCUGAUGGCGGGGUGCAGCCGUCACCGGCGUCACCCCGUUUACAGCCGAUGCGGUCACUCGCGGGCUCCGAGGCCAAUUCUCCAUCAAGUCGCAUCAGAGUGCGCAGUCUGUCACAUAUCCAAAGCCUUGCUAGCGAUGAGUUCCUGGCGCAAUCUUCUCGAUCUCAGGUUUCAGGAGAAGCAUCGCAGGACCGGCAGUUCGAGAUCAGCUCGAUGCCGGUUACGGACAUCAUCGAAAUGGUGGCAGGCCUUCUCACCAAGAUCACCACGACCAACGAUGUGCACCAUGAACGUGUCCAUCGCCAUAUUCCUUUACCAGACGGGACUAGCAGCCUCACUCCGCAGGCCACGAGUGUGCUCGCGUUCCAUGGCAAGAAUGUCCCCAGCAUCACCAUCCUCAGCUAUCUCACCCGCAUCCACAAAUAUUGCCCGACCACGUACGAAGUAUUCCUGAGCUUGCUGGUCUAUUUUGACCGCAUGACCGAGCUUGUCAACCGCGGAAAGCUCAAGUUGGUCCAACGUGAUUGGGAACCUACUGCCCACGCCGAUUCUCCUUCCGCUACCGUCCAGGCGCUGGAGAGGGCGGCUGCCCGCCAGACACAGCCAGCUGCUAUUGUGACACCGCCCUCGUCGACGAGAAUGGCGCCCUCAGACCCCAACAGUCCGUCUAUAUCGCCUGCCCUCUAUCCCCAAGGGGAGGACGAGAACUUUUCCCAUUUCUUCGUGGUCGAUAGUUUUAAUAUUCAUCGGCUGGUCAUCGCGGGCGUGACCUGUGCCAGUAAAUUCUUCUCCGAUGUGUUUUAUACCAAUUCCCGAUAUGCAAAGGUCGGCGGCCUUCCGCUGGUGGAGCUCAACCACCUUGAACUCCAGUUCCUCCUGCUCAACGACUUCCGCCUCGCAAUCCCCGUCGAGGAGCUUGAAGCUUACGGCACGAUGCUCGUGGAGUUUUACGCGCGUGAGGUUCUUACGCAACAGCAGCAGCAGCAACGACCCAUGGACUCCUCGACGGCCUCGACCACAGCGACGACCGAUUCCUCAGAUGCAAUGUACAUGCGAUCUUCCGACAAACCACCACGCAGCCAUCCGGGCGUCGGCCAGACCCCCACUCCGCCCUAG